Messenger RNA from Penicillium brasilianum, 1827 nucleotides. Lineage: Eukaryota; Fungi; Ascomycota; Eurotiomycetes; Eurotiales; Aspergillaceae. The record is from the annotation of a GenBank genome assembly.
AUGACCAAAAAGCAGAAGAAGUCCUUUGUCUUCAAACCUACCGGUACCCCGCAUCAUACUCUCACUUCCAGCCCCCGACAGAAUGAUCAAACCAGACGACCUGCUGGCUCCACCACGUCUGACUCGCCUUCUGUCAACGAUCUGAUCAGCCAUCUUCGCCGCACACAAGCGCCGACUCCCUCUGAACCCGAAACUCCAGCCUCUUCACAAUCCUUCCUCCCUCAAGGAUCCGUUCAUCCAACUCUUAGAAACCUUCUCGAGCUUCCAGAGGCCCCAUCACCUCGACCUCGCCCUGGACCUCGCCGCACGAUUAUCGGCGCGCGUCCAGUACGAUUGACCCCAGGACCUCCGCCCCCAAACAGCUGGCUCUCGGGAAAUAGCGAGGGGUCGCAGUCAGCGGAAGAAGCCGUGCUGGCUACCACCGGAGGUGACAGAAAUACUAUAUAUCGUCUCGAUAGACUACCUGGGGCAAAGUUCCCAGCUGAGUCCAGUCUACUCCAUGCAGUCCUCAUGUCUAUGGCCUUGAACUGGGCCUGGCAUCUGGAUUAUGAUGGGCCAUUUCUGGCUCAUUUGCCCCCACAUACUAAAGAGCUCAUGCUCAGCUAUGUCGCCGUCUAUGCGGCUCGCACGAGAACUCAGCCUCUGAAAGGACGCAUGAGGGGCCUGAAGCCUCUGUUUCUCACCGAGUCUGACACUGCUGGAGAUCAAGGUGAAGCUGAUGUGGACACUCCCCACAAAGCCGAUACCUUUACCUGCCGGUUGGAUCUGGCGUGGGCGCUGGGUUACUGGAUGACGUUCAAACAACUCUCGGGGGAGCUGUUUAUCACCACCAAGUCAGCACCUGCUGUCGCCCAGCCUGCGCCAGAGGAGAGCGUCCCUGCCUCAUGGGAUGAACAAACACCCGUUGAGCCUGUGGGGGACGCCGCUUUGUCUGCCACUACAGCUGGUUCCAUUCCCAAAUCCAUCAGCCAAAACGCCCGCUUCACCAAUCUCCGCUACCUUUCCCUCGCCCACCCAGUCCCUGGAGCUGCAAGCUGGAACUCUCUCCUUCACAUUCUUUCUCGUCUUUCUACCAUCACACAUUUGUCUCUAGCUCAGUGGCCCCCUCCAACUCGUACCCCUCAUACCGCCCCCGCGCGGAUGCGCCCAUCAAACCACCGGGGUCCCGCAUUCGUCCACGGCGGUACAGAUGUUUACUCCGGAGAUGAAAAUAACUGGGCAGAAGCAGCGGGGAUACUUCGACAGCUCUCUCGCUUUACUUACUGCCUGAAAUGGCUGGAUCUCGAGGGUUGCUCUGAAUGGAUACCCGCGCUGACAUGGACGGGAACUGAUCCAGACGGCCUGCCCUGUCGGCCAGGCACAUCGGGUCCUGAAUGGAAUGGAUCCUGGCGAAAUGUUGGAUGGAUUGGUCUAGGUCCUGGCUUUGAAUACCCAGGGGACAAGGAUCUUCUUCGUCCCUUCACAAGACCCAUCUCGGCAAUUCGAAACCUACCCCCUCCAUCGUAUUUGCCGCUUGCGUCGCGAAAUAACUCUCUUCUUGCGCCGGCCAAUGCUUUCCAAACCCUCUCGAUGGAGGACCAUAUUGAUCGCCACGACCCUCCUCGGUCUCCUCCCCCAACCGAUCUACCGUGGGACGUGGAGGAGGAACGUUGGUUGUACCGUCGUGACAAAGAGCGUCAGGCCUGGCGCGAUGCAAUCAGUAAGGCGAAAGAGGUGUGCGCUGGGAUUCGGGUCAUCAGAAAAGAAGGUUGUGGGAAGUGGAUUGAGGUUUUUACGGGAGCAGAUGAUGAGGCGUGGAACAACCGCUCGAAGCAUCGAGGAUCGUGA